GCCCCGCCGCCAAGCGCCGCGGCCGCGUCCCCGCCCCUCCGCCAUGGCCGACGUGGAGGACGGGGACGAGCCGGGCGCCCCCCACUCGCACCCGGGCUCCUCGGCCUCCAAGGCGGGAGGCCCCGACAAGAUGUUCUCGCUGAAGAAGUGGAACGCGGUGGCCAUGUGGAGCUGGGAUGUGGAGUGCGACACCUGCGCCAUUUGCCGGGUGCAGGUCAUGGAUGCCUGCCUUAGAUGUCAAGCUGAAAACAAACAAGAAGAUUGUGUUGUGGUUUGGGGAGAAUGCAAUCAUUCCUUCCACAAUUGCUGCAUGUCGUUGUGGGUGAAACAGAAUAAUCGUUGUCCCCUCUGCCAGCAGGACUGGGUAGUCCAGAGAAUAGGCAAAUGAAAACACCCGAAGUUUUCUGUUGGACUUGUUGGAGUUGUGUAUAUUUUAUGCCACACGCUCAUACAGAAGAGUGGAACGUCUCAGUCGUGGCAUGAUGUGUUCAGCUUAUCUGCUACAGGGAACAGUGUGGUUUUGCUGUGUGCUCUUUGCUGUACUGGGAGGCAGUGGUGAGUCUUAUUGCAGGUAUUUCCACAACUGAGGGAAGAGAGGCACUGCAUUAAUAAAUGUUUCUGCUAAGAUUUGAGUGUUAACUAUAUCAAGAGCAUAGAAAUGUGGUGGUGCAGAUUAUACACCAAAUACAGUUCAUGUAAUGUUUCUACUUAGAGCAAUGAGUCAGUUUGAAAAGGAGACCUUUCUAUUAAAUCUGAUAUGCUGUAUAAUUUGGUGUCUGAUAAAUUAUUUUGGUUUUGGAUAAAUACAUCGUCUAAAUAAUACUGUAUACAAAAACACGUUAAGUGUUUUAGCAAGUAUUUUGUUUUUUAAUCUAAAAUGAGUAGUGUGUGGGCAACACUAGCAUUCUCAUGUAGGCUUUCUUUACGGCUUAAGAAAAUUAGUUGCAUCUCUGAAGUCUGUUGCUAUUAAUGUUCUACACGUUUUCUGCAUUUGUGCUUACUAAAAUUUAACCACAUCUAUGAUUUAAAUUCAUAUUUCUUUUAAAGUUCAUGGACACAAGUACUUUUAAUCCAGAAAUUUUUGGUACGAAGACACACAUUGGAUAUCAGUUUAGUUGUGGUGUAAACCAUGUUGCUGGUUAGCUGUCUAAUAUGGAAAACAAAAACAACCAUUUUAAUGUCCCGAGGAAAGCAGGUACCAAUUAAAUAUAGGAAUAUAAUGUUAAAUUGUGCUUUCAUCAGAAUUCAUGUACAGAAAUUUCUUCAUUGUCAUUUUAUUGGAUUACAUGUUUGGUUUGGGAUGUAAGAGAAAGUAUUGUUUCACUGCUGUGGAAAUCCUCAAUAUAUCAUUUUUUUUAAUAGGAUCAGACCUGUGAUUUUUCCUGUGUGUAUUGAAGUGCUUUACUCUCAAUAUCUGAAGUAAUUACUAUUAAUCUGAACAUAUGUUUUGUUGGUUUUUUUAAUAUAUGUAUGCAACAGAGAGAUUGAGUUACUAAGUCUGUAACAAUUUCAGACUUAAUAAAAUGGUUAAUAAACUCGGGUGGAAUUGAA
Molecule: messenger RNA, 1551 nt
Organism: Lagopus muta (rock ptarmigan)
Lineage: Eukaryota; Metazoa; Chordata; Aves; Galliformes; Phasianidae
Gene: RNF7
Product: ring finger protein 7
Exons: 3
Coding region: 44-388 (114 amino acids)
Biological process (GO): ubiquitin-dependent protein catabolic process; protein ubiquitination
Cellular component (GO): nucleus; Cul5-RING ubiquitin ligase complex
Molecular function (GO): zinc ion binding; ubiquitin protein ligase activity; cullin family protein binding
Source: RefSeq, a predicted model, not a curated record